Messenger RNA from Stegostoma tigrinum, 887 nucleotides. It is a transcript of the gene gins4, whose product is annotated as GINS complex subunit 4 (Sld5 homolog). The record is from RefSeq and is a predicted model, not a curated record. Lineage: Eukaryota; Metazoa; Chordata; Chondrichthyes; Orectolobiformes; Stegostomatidae. Gene Ontology annotation, biological process: double-strand break repair via break-induced replication; DNA-templated DNA replication. The coding region runs from base 78 to 749 and encodes 223 amino acids. Gene Ontology annotation, cellular component: GINS complex. The transcript has 8 exons.
UCCCGUGCGCGAUGACGCCAAACGUCGCGGCCGUGGCGGGAGUUUGCAGUUGAAGCCUCGGGUCUGCGUGAGUGACCAUGUCCGUGGAGGUGAUGGUGGGUGGAGAGGGCCUUGACGACGAGGAAGAGGAGGAGAUCCUGACCCCGGCGCAGCUCAUUGCAAAGCUGGAGGAGGCGUGGCUGAAUGAGAAAUUUUCCCCUGACCUUCUUGAACAUAAGGCUGAAAUUGUGGAGUGUGUCAUGGAACAGCUGGAUCACAUGGAACAGAACCUACAGCGAGCGAGGAAGGGAGAUCUGAAAGUCACCGCCCACCGAAUGGAGACUGAGAGAAUUCGCUACGUCCUCAGCAGCUACUUGCGAUCCCGUUUGCAGAAGAUUGAGAAGUUCUUCCCUCAUAUCCUGGAGAAAGAGAAAUCCCGCCUCGAGGCAGAGCCUUCCUAUUUGUCUCCGCAAGAAUAUGCUUUUGCAAAAGAGUACAUGGCCAACUGUGAGACCUACCUCAAGAGCCUUGCCCUGAAACACAUGCCUCCAAACCUGCAAGCAUUGGACCUUCUGAAAGCUGUUCCCAAGCCCAACCUGGAUUCCUUUGUCUUUCUGCGGGUCAAGGAAAAGCAGGAAAACAUCCUGGUGGAACCAGAGACUGAGGAUCAGAGGGAGUACACUGUUGAUUUGGAAGAAGGGACCCAACACUUAAUGAGAUACAAGACCAUUGCUCCCCUUGUGGCCAGUGGAGCAGUCCAGCUCAUAUAACCAGAGCUGUGGAAAGAACCUGUUACCUGCAUGAACAUCCAGGAUUUGUGAGCCCAUGUCGUCCCCACGCUAAGUUGUCCUGUUUGUGAGUGCGUCUGCUCAUUGCCAUGAAAGCAAAUAAAAUUAUUUGUCACUUUU